AUGAAUCUGUCAAAUGUAGACAACAGAGACUGGCAAAUCAACGUCAGUAUGAUAAAGAAAGAAAAGCAAAUGAAUCUGUCAAAUGUAGACAACAGAGACUGGCAAAUCAACUUCAGUAUGAGAAAGAAAAAAUUGCAAAUGAAUCUGUCAAAUGUAGACAACAGAGACUGGCAAAUCAACGUCAGUAUGAGAAAGAAAAAAUUGCAAAUGCAUCUGUUGAAUGUAGGCAAAAGAGAUUGCAAACACAUCAAGAGUAUAGAAAAAAUAUUUCCAAUAGUUUAACCAUUGUUAAUGAAAUCCGAAAAUUUCAUGUGGCUGUUUCUAGAGGUCCACUGUACAUUUGUUCUUGCUGUGACCAAUUGUGGUAUAAACACAGUGUUGUUAAGGCUGAAAGGCUGAGAGUUUCCAAUCCUAAUGCAGGAAAAUAUUUGCUGAGUAAAAAAAGUGUCAAUGACAUUGAGUACAUUUGUCAGUCUUGUGAUAAAAAUCUGAAGAAAAACAAAAUACCACUUUGUGCAGCUAUGAAUGGAAUGACCUUUCCAGUGAAACCAGACUUUUUUUAUUUAAACAAGUUAGAGUGCAGACUUCUAGCACCCAGAUUAGCUUUCCAAAAGCUUAUGCAAGCCCUAAGAGGAAAUCAGUUGAAAAUAAAAGGAAAUGUUGUGAACAUACCAGCAGAUGUUAACAAUACUGUUAAUGUGUUAUCACGGUUACCUGAGGAAAGUGGCACAAUAAAAGUUCAGUUAAAGAGACGAUUACAGUAUAAGAGUUCUGCACUGUCCUUAAAUGUAAGACCGUAUAAAAUCUUACAAGCAGCAAACUGGCUGGCUACUAACAGUAAUCUUUAUAGGGAACAAGGAAUAUCUUUUAGUAAAGACAGGAUGGCAAAUUGUAACAUAUACUUGCAAAAUGAAACUGAGAGUGAAGAUGCUUCUCAAGCCAGCUGCAAUGAACAAAUAAGUGGUACAUGUAAUGCUAUCAAAAAGACUGCAGGCCAAGAAACCAGUGAAUUUCAUGAUUACUGGACUGAAGAGGAUGCAGAAAUACCUUCAGGAGUAACCGAUACUAUGUUAACUGCAACUGACUUUCUUGAUGACAAUGAACAACAACAAAUUUUACAACAUUGCCCCUGGGGAAGGAAGUGUACCUUUGAGUAUAUUUAGGGACAAGUAUUCUGAAGAGUUAGCCUAUCCAGGAAUAUUUCUAGGUCAAAAGAGGCCAGAAAAUGAACAGAGACUAGUUGAUGUUCAUUACAGUCAUAUUUGCAAAUCAGAAUUACGAAGGUCAGAUAGACGAGCUGCAAUGUCUACAGAGAAUAUAUUUUUUAAAACUAAAAAAUUAAACAUGAAGAUUCUGCUAGGAAAAUCUCAAAUAGCACUACGAAAAUGUAAAGGCAAUAAUAGAUUUCUUACAGCUGGUCAGUUAAAGCAACCAGGCACCUUGGAAAGAUUAGUUCAUCUUGGUGAUGAUGUAUCUGAAACUGAGGUUAGAAAACACAAAGACACUUGGAAAAACAUCAGUAAACAUUUAAAUGACAUGAAAGAAGGUGAAGACAUCACAUUUGACCAAUUGCUGAUUAAUCUCAAUGUCACAGAACAAAACUACUACCUUGCUAUUCAAUCAAGUCUCAAUUCUCCCACCAUAUUUUUGAGAAGAAAUCCAAAUGAACUAAGAGUGAACAAUUAUAACAGUGCCUGUCUAAAGGCAUGGAGGGCAAAUAUGGAUAUACAAUUUGUGCUAGAUGUUUAUGCUUGUGCAGCAUAUAUCGUGUCAUAUAUUUCAAAAUCUCAAAAAGGAAUGAGUCAGCUCUUACGAAGAGCAUGUGAUGAAGCCAGAGCAGGAAAUUCCAGUAUAAAGCAACAAGUAAGAGACAUUGGCAACCAAUUUUUAAAUAGUGUUGAAAUAAGUGCUCAGGAAGCAGUUUACAUAGUUCUUCAGCUACCAAUGAGAAAAAGUUCCAGACAAGUGAUUUUUAUUAACACCACACCUCCUGAGGAAAGAGUGCAACUCUUGAAACCAAUGAAUGAAAUAGAAGAAACGGAUGAUGACUCAGAAGAAGUUCACUCUAGUGGUCUGUAUAAACAAACAGGUAUAAACAAAGACCUGCCAGUUUUGAGAAUAUUUCACUAGCUGAUUGGGCCGCAUUGUAUGAUUCUUGUCAAAAACCUUUCAUGAAAAAAUCCAAAAGUACUGAUUUGGAUAAUCUCCCACUGGAGACAAUAGAUGAUGAUGAAAACAAUGAUGAUGAACUCUUUGACUGUGCCAAAGAAAGCACACAGGUUGGAAAACCAGGAAAACCAAAACAGCAUUUAAAACCCAGAAUCAUUAGGAGUGUGUGGUUCAAUGUAAAAUCUCAAUCAGAAAAACACUACCGUGAACUUAUUAUGCUUUUUACUUCAUGGCGAAAUGAAGAAACUGAUUUAAUGGGGAACAGUUCUUCAUAUCAAGAGUAUUACCUUCUUUUGAAAGAACAGAUAGAUAAACAAAUGAUGCAGUAUGCUGUCUGUAGUGAAGAUUUAAAUGAGAUUGAACAAGAUUUACACAACACAGAUUAUAAUGAUGAGCAGUUUGAUCCCAUAGCACCAAACACACAAAAUGUUGAAUUGCAAGAUGAAGCUGAGGGUACCGAAGAUUUACAUCCUGAUUUUAGUGAAACUAUGACCUCUCUGAUGAUCUUGGCAUUCCAUCAACAUCGCUGAAUAGUGAACCACUGAUAUUGAAUGAAUUACCAGAUUGUGAUUUUCGUCAAAUGAUCCAGACACUCAAUAAAGAGCAAAAAGAAUUUUUUUAUCACAUUUUACAUCAGAUUAAAACCUCAGAAACCCCUUUCUACUGCUUCCUCAGAGGAGGGGCUGGUUUUUCGCAAAUCACAUUUAACAAAGGCUUUGUAUCAGGCAGCGCUCAAGUAUUAUAACACUAGAGCUGGUGAUGAUUUUCAUCAGAUCAAAGUUAUACUAUUAGCUCCAACUGGUAAAGCUGCAUAUACCAUUAAGGGUAACACUCUUCAUAGCACUCUGGCCAUUCCUGCCAAUCAAUCACUGAGAAAUUACAAACAGCUUGAUUCAAGUAGACUAAACACUUUGAGAAGUCAGUUUGGAGGUGUUAAAUUGAUUUUUGUUGAUGAAAUCUCAAUGGUAGGAAAUGGUAUGUUUGCAAUACAGCUAAACAAUAGGCUUAAAGAUAUAAAAGGCUGUAGAGAGGAUUUUGGAGGUGUGAGCAUAAUUGCUAUUGGUGACUUAUUCCAAUUAGAACCUGUUAUGGAUGCUUAUAUUUUCAAAGACCUCAAAAAUGUAGAUUAUGCUGUUCUUUCUCCCAGUUUAUGGCAUAAACACUUUAAAAUGUUUGAACUUAAUGAAAUCAUGCGUCAAAGAGACAGCAAAUUUUUUGCAGAACUACUUAAUAGGUUGUGUGAAGGUAAACGCACAGCUGCUGACAUUGCAAAACUUAAAGAGAGAGCUAUACAUGAAGACAUCAACAAUCCAAUAGAUGCACCUCACUUAUUUAUACAGAAUGCGAAAGUAGAUGAAUUUAAUCAAAGGGCUCAUAAUGCAGCCACAGGAAACAAAUUCAUAAUAAAUGCUCAAGAUAGUGUUAUUGGAGCUAUCUCUCCAGAGAUAAGAAACAAAAUACUAAGAAAAAUACCCAAUGAUCCAAGAAAAACAAAACAGUUAGCCUCAACCCUUUGUCUUGCUGAGGGUGAAAGAACAGAUCUUGUUAUGAAUAUACGAACUGAAGAUGGCAUGACAAAUGGUGCUGGAAAUGUUGUUAAACUAGUUCAGUUACAUCAACAAACCAAACCAUCUGGUAUUGUAUGGGUACAAUUUGACCACUCAGAUGUAGGUCAGAAAACAAGGAAUGAAAAAAGACAUUUGUAUGUACAAGGAAUUGAACACACAUGGACCCCAGUAAACCCUGUGACUACACAGUUUGCAGUAGGUAGAAACAAAACAGCACAAGUUGUUAGAAAACAAUUUCCAUUGCGUCCUGCAGCAGCAAAAACAAUUCACAGGUCACAAGGUGAUACUGAAAGUAGAAUUGUUGUGGAUUUUAGUACCAGAAAUACUAUUCCACACAUACAUUAUGUGGGACUCAGUAGAGUGACUGCUAUAGAAGGCCUGUAUAUUUCUGAUUUGUGUGAAAGCAAGAUUGCUGUUAAUCCAGAUGUUAAGAAGGACAUGGAGAGAUUAAGAACAACUGCAAAACUUAAGCUUUGCAUCUCCCCCCUCUAUGACAUAACAUCUUCCCUUCUUAAACUGUGUUAUCUUAAUGCAAGGUCUCUUCACAGACACAUAGAAGAUAUACGUGAAGACUUAAAUUAUUUAAGUGCUGAUAUCAAUAUUUUCACAGAAACAAGAUUUAGUUCUCAAGAUAAUAAUGACAUGUAUGACAUUGCUGGUUAUGUUCUCUUCCGUAAUGAUAACCUUAAUUCCUGUAAUGGAUCAAGGUCUUAUGGUGGUACAGCUGUGUACAGUAAAAUCCCAUACUUACCUGGCUACCCCUAUUGUCACAAUAUACAUGGUGUUGAAAUGACAGUAAUUAAGUUAGCAAGUCUUGAGGAUUGGACAAUCAUAGGGAUAUAUCGCUCCCCAAACGUGCCUGUAAGACAACUUUGUGAAGCAAUAACUGAGGUAUUGAAUAACAUUUCACCAGACAACAAUAUCAUUACUGGAGACUUUAAUAUAAAUUGGCUUGUUGAAACAGACAGAAGACCUUUGUAUAAUCUACUAGUGAGGGAUAAACAUUACAAACAGCUCAUAUCAACUUAUACAACUGACAACAACACAAUAAUUGAUCAUAUGUAUACAAAUAUAUCUAACAUUGAUAUACAAGCAGAUGUUUUAGAAACAUAUUUCACAGAUCAUAAAGCUGUUUGGGCCUCAUUUCACAGUGUCCUAUAACAAAUUAUUUUAUCAUGAUGUACAUUGUUUUUAAGUUAAGAAAGCAACAAAAAAGAAAGCAGUAAAUCAUUAUGAAAAGAGUUGUUUCCCUUUUUUUCAGAGGAAUCUGUAAUGAGAAACUUGCAAAACUAUUAAUAAGGAAAUGCUGCUUAUUCAUCUGGUACCAGAACAGGCCUUUUAAAAUUAAGUUUGAAGUCAUCUUUCUAAGAUUUGUCCAGUUUAACAGCCAUUUACAAAAGACAAAAAUAAACUAUGUAACACAGUCUUGAAAUUUCAAGGCAGCUCCUUUAGCAUUUUGGUUAAUUUCUAACUGCAACCUUUAUUGACAACCCUGCAUUAAACAAAUUUCCACAGGUAAGUCUGCAACCCCUUCCCCCCCCUUCCCCUCAACCUUUCUUUUUUUUUUUUGCCCUACCUUCCAUUUGCAAUCUUACAGUGACAAAUUAAGCAUUCUUGAUCUCAUCAACUGUUUUAUCUUGUUUUCUGAAAAUAACUAAUUCUCAGAAACUUUCACUGUCAUUAAUUUUUAUUGUCCUUUUCCUUUAUUAAAACAGGUGAAGUAGUUUACUACGCACUGCGGACCUAUUCCAACACGCAGAGUGCACGCUUGAUGGUCAUGAUUUCUGGGAUAUAUCGAAAUCUGCCAAUUACAAAGCUACACCAAACUUACUUGGCCAAUCAGAAAACAGUAUUUUCGAUCCUCCAAAUGAUUAUAAAAACGACGAACACUACAAUUUAGUUGACUCAAUCAGAUCAGGAUGUCAACAAGCAGGCUUGCGAGGGAUACGAAGCAGAAAACGGCGAAACAGUCCCGAACAACUGUCAACCCGGUGGGCCAUCCAAGCGUCUUUAGCGCAGGAGACAAACUGUCAGAUAACUUAAAUCCAUCUUCCUUGUUCGCCUAA
Molecule: messenger RNA, 5803 nt
Organism: Pocillopora meandrina
Lineage: Eukaryota; Metazoa; Cnidaria; Anthozoa; Scleractinia; Pocilloporidae
Source: the annotation of a GenBank genome assembly